Messenger RNA from Gadus chalcogrammus (walleye pollock), 3928 nucleotides. RefSeq names its product rho GTPase-activating protein 44-like. Gene Ontology annotation, biological process: regulation of actin cytoskeleton organization; negative regulation of Rac protein signal transduction; positive regulation of GTPase activity. Gene Ontology annotation, molecular function: protein binding; GTPase activator activity. The transcript is spliced from 25 exons. Gene Ontology annotation, cellular component: intracellular anatomical structure; dendritic spine; leading edge membrane. NCBI's taxonomy places the organism in Eukaryota, Metazoa, Chordata, Actinopteri, Gadiformes, Gadidae. The record is from RefSeq and is a predicted model, not a curated record.
CAUGUGGAAGAGAAAGCUGCACAUCACCCGUACCAAAGCCUCCAGCAAGAAACGCACGGCUCUGGCUGAAAAAACUGAAGUAUUAAGUGAAGAUCUUCUACAGGUGGAGAAGCGUCUGGAGUUGGUCAAGCAGGUGUCCCACAGCACCCACAAGAAGCUGACUGCCUGUCUGCAGGGUCAGCAGGGCGUGGAGGUGGAGAAGAAGUCUGUCAGAUCCCCCUCGAAAAAGCUACCCCUCACGACACUAGCACAAUGUAUGGUGGAAGGGGCUGCAGUGCUGGGAGACGAAUCCCUAUUAGGGAAGAUGCUGAAGCUGUGUGGGGAGACGCAGGACAAGCUGGCUCAGGAGCUGAUCCAGUUUGAGGUCACCAUCGAGAGGGACGUGAUAGAGCCCCUCUACGACCUGGCCGAGGUGGAAAUACCAAACAUCCAGAAACAAAGGAAACAUUUAGCUAAAUUAGUCUUGGACAUGGACUCUGCACGCACAAGGUUCUACCAGUCCUCCAAGUCCUCAGGGCUGUCCAGCACCCUCCAGCCCGCGGGCGCCAAGGCCGAGCACCACAGGGAGGAGAUGGAGGAGGCCGCCAACAGGAUGGAGAUCUGCAGGGACCAGCUAUCAGCAGACAUGUACAGUUUUAUGGCCAAAGAAAUAGAAUAUGCACGCUACUUCCAGACAUUGAUAGAUGUCCAGUCGGAGUACCACAAGAAGUCAUUAGAACUGCUCCAGAGUCUACUGCCCCAGAUCAAAGCCCACCAGGAGUCCUGGGUGGAGAAGCCGUGCUACGGGAAGGCCCUGGAGGAGCACCUGGACCUCAGCGGGCGCGACAUCGCCUUCCCCAUCGAGGCCUGUGUCACCAUGCUGCUGGAGUGUGGCCUGCAGGAAGAGGGUCUGUUCAGAGUGGCCCCCUCAGCCUCCAAACUGAAGAAGCUCAAGGCCUCUCUGGACUGUGGCGUGAUGGAUGUCCAGGAGUACUCUGCAGACCCGCACGCCAUCGCUGGGGCUUUGAAGUCCUACCUACGAGAGCUGCCGGAACCAUUGAUGACCUUUGAACUGUACGAUGAAUGGAUUCAGUCGUCCAACAUCCAAGACCAGGACAAGAGGAAGCUGGCCCUGCAACUCACCUGCGAUAAACUACCCCCAGCUAACGCCAACAACUUCAAGUACUUGAUCAAAUUCCUGUCCAAGCUCACAGAGUACCAAGAUGACAACAAGAUGACCCCGGGGAACAUCGCCAUAGUGCUGGGUCCCAACCUGCUGUGGACGCACAGCGAAGGUAACAUCACGGAGAUGAUGACCACGGUCUCCCUGCAGAUCGUCGGCAUCAUCGAGCCCAUCAUCCAACACGCUGACAGCUUGUAUCCCGGGGAGAUUGAGUUCAACGUGACAGGUAACUACGGCAGCCCAGUGCACACCAACCACAACGCCAACUACAGCUCCAUGCCCUCGCCGGACAUGGAGCUCAGCGAGCGCCGGCACAACGACCAGAGCCGACGUCCACUCAGCGUCGCCACCGACAACAUGAUGCUGGAGUUCUACAAGAAGGAUGGCAUUAGGAAGAUACAAAGCAUGGGUGUCAGGGUGAUGGACACCUCGUGGGUGUCGCGCCGGGGCUCGUCGUCCGCCGCGCGCAACGCCUCGCCGGGCGCCCACCCCCCCACCCCGCCCUUUGACGCGCUCGCCCCUGAGUACCUGGGGGGCUUCGCCACCGGGCCCCCCUCCCCCACCCCGCCCCCCACUAGCAGGUAAGGCUGUGGACGCGCAAAUUUGUAUGAUGCGUCCUCUGCUUGGUCGGAGCCCUGCUAUGCCUACCCCUCCCCCGAGGAGGAGAGGCCCCCGCCCCCCUACCCCUACUCCUCCUCCUUCUCCUCCUUCUCUUCCUCCUCCCCCUCCUCCGCCUCCCCUGGCGGGCGCCCCGGCGGGCCCUCGCCCCCCCCGCCCCGCUGGGCCGCCUACACCCCUCCCCCGCUCCUCCCCCAGCAGCUGGACAUCAACUCCAACCCCCGGCAGCCCAGCUCGCUCCACCUGCCCCGCCAGACCUCCCUGUGCACCCCCGGCCCCGCCCGCGGGACCCCGCCCGAGCCCGGCGGCCCGCCCCCGUACGUUAAGACCCCCCUGGUGCUGACCCGCCACCACCACCACCCCCACCACCACCACCCCCCGGCCCCGCCCCCCUCGGCCCCUCCUCCCUGGGCCGCAUGUGCCUGUAGCCGAGACAGAGGAGCCAUGCUUACUAGCACGUUGAAGAACAAGGAGCUCUCUCCCGUGAUUGGCCAGAAGGGCAUGCAGGGUCCGGCGGGCUCGGUGGGGCAGCUGAGCCACGCGGAGCACAGCCCCUGCACCGUCAGGAGAGCGAGGAAGCUGGCCCCCAUCCCCCCCAAAGUGCCCUACUGCCAGUCGGGGGCCAUGUCCGACCAGUCCACGGGCCAGCCCUCCCCAGUCAGCCUGUCCCCCACCCCCCCCAGCACGCCCUCGCCCUACAGCUUCAGCUACCCCCAGGGCUACGCCACCAUCGCCACCCCGGGGCACUUCCAGAGCUCUGUCACCUCCCAGUCGCUGCCCUCGCCCCCCUCGCUGGGGGGCACCCUGACCAAGGCCCGGCCCACCCCCAAGCCCCCGCGGUCGAGGCCCAACCUGCCCCCGCCCCAGCCGCCCAGCACCCCGGGCUCAAGCCCCCAGCCCCUGGAGCCCUCCCCCGGCCUGCUGGACGGGCUGUCCCCUGGGGAGAGCAUGUCCACAGAUUCUUUUUGCAACCUGGAUAUCCCCAUCAUAAACGUGGAGCUGGACGGUAUUUUUGAUGAGCCCCUCAUCGCCCCCUACAGGAACUCCAUCGCCAUCGUCCAGACCACCUGCAGCAAGGCCGAGUCGGAGGAGGAGGAGGAGGAGACAGAGAGCACAGUGCUAUGACGUCACAGGCUGCCCCGCCCACCACCACGAUCACAACCACACACUGCUAGCGCGGCACGCGAAACACCCUCCCUGACCCCUCGUCCACAACGUUCCAACGUAGGGCCCCCUUCGUCCCGGCUAAAGCACACAGGGCUAUGAGUGGCUGGGAGAAAACAUCAUCGAUUCAAUCCCAUAGAAAAACUGCCAUUCUCAUUCACUGUAUCCGGGAUUUUUAUAAGUUCAGACAUUUGCACGAAGGGAAUUUCACCACAACCUCUGUGUUGUGCGUCUACUGGAUCCUUGGUUUUAUUCGGUGUUUAUUUUUGAUUUAAUUGAAGUUAUUGUCUGCCGUUUUAUUUUUGCCUUAUUUGAUUUUCAUACUAUACAUUUGCCUUCAACCGCAUGCAUGUGUAACACCGAAAAACAGGCAGAACUAAGGUUUGUUUUGUGUGGAGGGAAGAACCGCCUAUUGUCGUGUACAUCUGUCAUUCCAAAUGGUGGGCUCUUGUCUCGCGUUCAUUCGAGAUUAACCGCCAUCUUUCGAAGCCAUCUGUAGACCCCCCCCUCUCUCCCCCUCCGUCCGUCCGUCCGUCCCCUCGUCGUGGAUUCUCGAAGUGGGAAGGGUUCUGGGAGACGAAACGGUUCAGUCCAAACGCCAGUAGCGCCUGAGCCUUUAACUGUGAGCGAUGCCCGUGUGCUACGGUGUCUUGGAAAGUGUGUGUGUGCGCGCGCGUGUUCGUGCGAGUGUCGUAUUUAGACGUGUCUGUGUCUGUGUGUGUGCGUGUGUGUGUGUGUGUGUGUGCGUGACGUGUUUUCUAUCUGUACUCUAUGAUGUUUGCACAGUUGGUGUCGUAAAACAUAAAUGGGGAAUGCAUGUUUUUGAGCGUAAUAAGGAACUAUGACCCGGCCGCAGAGAGCUUGAACGCCUAAACUUUCACUGAUGUUCUGUAGGUGUUUCCAUCGUAGUCAAUCAGGUUAUCAGUCACUGAAUAUUUAUUUAUAAGGGACAUUUUCAGAGGACAUGAUAUGAUUACUAUGGAC